AUGAAUGGCAAGUUGUUCUCCUUCUUGGUGGGCAUCUUCUCUAUCCUCAACACCAUCCAGUUCCUCAUCUUUGACUUGAACCAGAGUACAUUGAUUGGCUAUGAAGAUAAGUUCAGUGUCUACAUGGACACAAACUCUGACUUAGUCGCUUGGGUCAUCUUCAACAGGAAGGACAUCAGCAUCACCCUCUCCACCAUCACCAUCGUGGUCAGCUUGUUGCUCCUCUAUUGCGUUCACAUAAACAACUACGUGGGGCUGCUGUGCUAUGCCUUGUGGAUGGUCACCUGCGAGCUCAUCAACUUCUCCAUUGUCCUGCUCAUCAACGGGACCGUCAAAGAGGCGUUCAAAGAGCUUAGUUACCUGGAGUUGGUCCUCCAAAUCUCCCGCAUGCUCUUGUACUUCUGCUGUCUGCCCUUCAUCACCAAGUACAUGUACACCCUUUACAAGGACCCCAAGAUGUUUGGCAAGAUAGGUCGCCGCAGGCAGUCCUCCAUCAGUACAGUCGAUUCGUGGGCGCCUGUUGGGCUGGGAACGUUGUACCGCAAGAUAAACUGA
Messenger RNA from Equus quagga, 555 nucleotides. It is a transcript of the gene TMEM217B, whose product is annotated as transmembrane protein 217B. The record is from RefSeq and is a predicted model, not a curated record. The transcript has a single exon. Bases 1 to 555 code for a protein of 184 amino acids. NCBI's taxonomy places the organism in Eukaryota, Metazoa, Chordata, Mammalia, Perissodactyla, Equidae.